Messenger RNA from Brienomyrus brachyistius, 2864 nucleotides. RefSeq names its product shugoshin 1 (gene sgo1). NCBI's taxonomy places the organism in Eukaryota, Metazoa, Chordata, Actinopteri, Osteoglossiformes, Mormyridae. The coding region runs from base 149 to 2107 and encodes 652 amino acids. The record is from RefSeq and is a predicted model, not a curated record. Gene Ontology annotation, cellular component: nucleus; chromosome, centromeric region. The transcript is spliced from 10 exons. Gene Ontology annotation, biological process: meiotic chromosome segregation.
CUUGGACAUACGUCAACCAAUCAGCGCCCGCAGCGCAGAAUUCGAAAAUUAACGUGCGGAAGUGCUGUGUGUAGAGGGCUAUGGUUGUCCAUGGUUUCUUCACUAUUAAACGUCUACGAGAUUGCAGAUAAACAAAAGGUACACCACCAUGGCGAGGGAGCGGGUCAACAAGAAGUCCUACCAGGAAAGUCUGCAGAACAUUAAAGGAAAGAUGAAAGAAAAAAGGAACACGCGACUGUCCAUCGCGUGUGCAGCCAGCAGGGGCGUGUCCAAAAUGAAAAAUAAAAUCGCCAGUAACAACCAAACUAUACUAAAAAACGUCCAAUCCAACAACAAAGCUCUGGCUUUGGCACUCCAGGCAGAGAAGGAGAAGGUGCGACAGGCCCAAGUGAUAAUCUUGCAGAUGAAGAAGGAACAACAGGCAUUGAUGCUCCACAUCCUGCUAAUGAAGAAGAAGCUGAAAGACUAUGAAGCUCUAACCAAUGCGCGGAAUUUAACCGCAGAGGUCUCUCUGGGUCAUCCUCCCUCUCUCCAUUCCCUAGCCAGGGAUACUCUGAAUUGUGACGGCAAAGAGCCAACAGACCCACGGGAGCCUUUGCCGAAAGAUGCAUCUCCCCAUCCAGGCAGUCUCGUCGGUACUGCUUGUAGUGACCAGGCCAUGUUGCCGAGGACUGUGACGUCACGGCGACGGCGGCCCGAGAUCAGGAGAAGUUCCGCUCGAAGGCGGUCGCUGCAUGAGCGAAACAUUCCGGUGUCGUCGGAUUCUCCUGUGCUGAAAGAGAAUGGGAAUGCGCAUUUGGACGAGAAGCCGGCAGAGUCUGCAGCCCCACAGGUGCCUGUGGAGGACCUGGACACUUUCUCCAUGGAGGUGAGGGCAGCUGAGCAAUCUACACCCAAGGCCCCCACCCGGGCUCGCCAGGAUGCACAGAAGAAGCAGCAGGCGGGGCCCAAAAACAGGCCGGAGAGAGGGCGGAAACCGGACCGAGUGCCACUGAAGAAGCCCUGGGAGAGCAGCAAAUCCAGGGCCCGGUCCAGGAGCCGGGAUCGGUCCAACACGAGGAGGAAGCCAACCCCUGCCGAGAAGCUUAAUGUGUCCCUGGGUGGAAAUGACACUUUUGACUUUGACUGUGAGGAGAGUGUACACGUGACACCCUUCAGGGCUGCAGUUAAAGCCACAGAUGAGGACGGCCCAGAGACGCCCAUCCGGCUGGGCACCACUGUGCCGGAGGAAGAUGGGGUGCCUUCCAAACUCCCCGGCCCGGCUCCAGUCCCCCCAGCUUCUUGGGACACCUCGGACUCGGAGUCUAGCUCAUGUGAGGAUCAGGACGACAGCUUGUACAUGCCACGCAAAAGGACCAGGCAUCCUGCCGGGGCUGGGAGGGACAGAGCCCAGAGUCCGCCGCGGAGAGCCAGGUCCAAGAGGAGGUCUGCUCUGCUGGUGAGGGCACUAGGGAAGGAGAACGUCUCACCAACCCAGCCCCAGGCUCAGGCUCGGAAAAGGGAAAAACAAAGAAUUUUCCAAGCUGUACCCUGUGAUGUAAAAGCUGUUCCUGCAUUUGACCCCAUGGAGGUGUCCUUCCAAACUCCAGGUCUUCAGCCUGCGGAGCAGGUAGAGGACAACCUCUCCGGUGAGCAGAACGCGGCGGCUCUGAUCCCCGAUGUGCCAGCCGUACGGGAGGCUGUUCUUCGUGAAGACGGUGCCCUCCGCACGUUCACCGCCCAGGCUAAUGCCCCCCCGGGCCGCGAGAACUAUAUCCCAGAGACGAUGCAGAAGAAGAUCAGAAAAAGCAGGCUGUGGGUCCGGGCCAGCUGCAGGACGACUCCAUGUGACGUGACAAAUCUCUCUUCUGCAGCCUUCCGAAAGUCCUCAGUUGGUAGGCCACGCCCCUCCAGCACAGACUCCACCCCUGUGCUGGCCCGUAAGCGUCGCUGCACCAUCACCGUGGACUACAAGGAGCCCACGCUCAGUGUGAAGCUUCGCCGAGGAGACCGGUUUACGGACACCAAGUUCCUGUGCUCGCCCAUAUUCAAGCAGAAGUCCAGGAGGUCGCUGAAGAAGCAACCGAAACUGGAGAAGUACAACGAAUCCUUUGUUGGUUGUCGUUGAAUGGAAAGCGGACUUGGAGUUCUGAGACUUUUGCAGUAAUCUCACUCCCUCCUCUGUGGCCACCGUUCUUCUGAAGUGUGGUUCCAUUCGCUUCUUCAGUCCACCGUUCUUGGCUUAUAGUCGGCAGUGGACUCCAUCCUUCCAUGGCCCCAGAAACCCAUUAAGAUCCCUUUCUGGACUGGAGCCGGCUGUAUAAGAACCUUGUUACAAUGACCAUUCUUAAACACGCCUUUUAGUGUAUCUGGUAUGUCUGUCAUUGUAAUGAAGCACUAUAUGCACAGUGAUUUGUGUUUGGUAAAAUCCAAAUUCUGCAGUGCUGACUGGGUCAUGUGGCGCCUUGCUGCACGAGACCUCGAGCCCUUUUUGGGUUCAGGAGUGUUUGGUUAAGUUCUGCGCCAAACCAAUGCCGCUUAUUAAAUAUUUUUAAAUCCUAUUUUAAGUUAGCCGUAACUAGGUAGCAGAAAUUGAUUCAUAGUCAUGUUUUACUUCGGUUCUUAAAUGAUCAGUCCUUUUUUUAAUUCCUGUUUUUAACCGAGUUAUUUCUGAGUUUUUUUUUUUUUAUUAAAGAAAUUUUACCAUACUAUCUUAUGUAGUCUUCACACAAAUUCUAUUUAAAUUUUCUUUAAAAGACAAUUUUGGCAUUCUGGGUGAAGUUUUAGCUUUUACAUUUAGAAAAGUAUGUUAUGCUGUCAGCAAUGUGUGAGCUGUAUAAUAUCCUGACAUGAAUUAAAACCAGUACACAGUCUUUUCCAAUGCA